AUGAGCCUUCCCGAGCCCAAAGACGUUGAAGAGGCGACCCAGGUCCUUCAGAGCAUCAUUCCUCUACUUCCCCAAAGGCCCAUCAAGAUCUCGCUCCUUGGCCUAGGAACCUUUCCUGGCAUAGAUCCAGGACGUGCCGAAAUCCUCUUUGCGCACCCACGUGUCUCGACUACGACUUCGACGCGCUAUGCCAAAGAAUCCGGCAUGUGUUCGAGGAUGCUGGUAUCUUCGACAAGAGAGGCUUCAGCUUAUUCCUUCACGCCACCAUCUUAA
This is a messenger RNA of Colletotrichum aenigma, 273 nucleotides long. RefSeq lists its product as uncharacterized. The coding region runs from base 1 to 273 and encodes 90 amino acids. The transcript has a single exon. NCBI's taxonomy places the organism in Eukaryota, Fungi, Ascomycota, Sordariomycetes, Glomerellales, Glomerellaceae. The record is from RefSeq and is a predicted model, not a curated record.